AUGAGUGCACAGUUCAAAAAAGAAAAUAUUAAAGGGGAGGAAGGGGAGGGAAGGAAGGGAAAACCAUUGCACAAGAUGGCUCCCGGUGGCUGCGAUGCGAUCUUGCAGGAGGCGCUAUUGUUGGGUUCAUAUGCUGAUUUCUGGAAACUUGCCACCGGUUAUACAAAGGCGCUAUGCAAUGUAUACGUCGCCCCAAACCCCUAUCCAACUCCUGGUGGAGGAAAUGCAGCCGAUGGACACAACCCGAACUCAGCUACCCAAAAUAUGGUAAAAGUGACGACGACGGUACCUUGUAGCCUUAGGACCUUUGCCACGUUCAUCACAGCGCCACGAAGCGUGCGAUACUGCGAGGACAACGUCAUGUUUUGCGAUAUCAUUGAAAGAGAUAACAAGACAAAGUUGUUUCACACCGCAUACGCAGGCGAUCCUCCAUGUGAUGUGGUUGCCGUGCAUAUAACGGCGGCGUACAAAGUGCCGGAGAACACCACCGAAAACAAUCCCUUGUGCAAGUUUGUGGCAAGCCUUCGUGACGAUAAACGCCGGGGCCACGUGCCACAACCCUCGUCAACGAUAUUCGUUUACGCUAUGAAGAGUGCUGAGCACCCCAAGACACCUCCUUCGCCGCCGUACGUGCGUAUGCGCUUUCACUUAUCUGCCUUUAUCGCCUAUGAAAUACCAGGGCCACUCGUUCGAGUGGUGUUCGUUCACGCACCAGGAGAUCGUACUCCAAAGAUGGUUGACCGGUGCAUAACAAAAAUGGUCUGUGUGCGGAACUUAUGCCAAAUGCUUGAGUGGCUUAACACAGGUGGCCCUCUCACGGAACCUGUCAUCUGGGAGAAUCAGCGGCCACAAGAAACGCCAAAUGCACACUCCGUUGGGGCCGAAAACACACGCGAGCCCAAUCCUCUCGUUGAGGAGCCAUCAGAUGUAGUGUUACAAGGGGACAACCCAUCCUCUGCUCCAGGCCGUGUAUUUCAAACAUUGUUUGCCCUGCAUGCUUCAGCCGCGUGGCGUUUGGUCCUUCAACAUGAAGGAUGCACGGUGGAGGAAUGCGAAGCACGAUGUUGCUUUCCUGCACCGGCUUUUCUAAAGGCUUACCGUUUCGCGACAACUAUCGCAUGUUCUCUGGAUAUUUUCCGCCGAUUAGUGAGCGACCCGAUGCAGUUGCACAGGUACGACCCGAGUGUAGAGAAAGUAGAGCUCCUCCACUCACAAAAGGGUGAGGAUACCGUUCACAUACAUUUCAAGCAACUGUCUCAUUCUGCUCCCAAGCAGGAUGCCUGCAUUCUAACAUCUAACGCACUCUUGCAACCCGACGAGGCACACCGAUGGCGUUUAUACCAGCUGACAGACAACAUAAAUGUUGUUUACGUGCAGAAUGGUAUUCAAAGCACUGAAAUUCCUGCUGCUGGCGCGUGCGACCGACAGGUAGUGUAUGCAAUGGGAUACGUCGCCAUCCCAUCAGUGAAGCGACAACCCACGGGAGCUGGGGAUGGCAAUGAAGGCAGUGAGGCGCUGCGGGUCUACCAUGUCGUCUGCGUGGACAACAACACUGCUUCAUUCGCGGAUAAGCAGCUUGUGACUAUUCGUCAGCAUUUUUUCCGCCUUACUGGAAUACGAAAUUUGUGCGAUGAAGCGAAGAGCAAACCUCCUACCUGUUCUUUACCUCCUCACACAACUCGGGAUGUUAAUGAUUUCUUCGAGAGCGGUACGUUAGCAGGAUUUACAGAGGUGGAAACGCUUGAAGACGCCUCCCUUGAAAGAACAAGCAGCACGAAUAAUGUACGUAGACAGCUCGAUUUAGUCGAUGGGAUGGAAGGCUACACCAGCCACGCGACUGCGCAUGUGGACACCAUGAUGAACUCUUCUUCAUUGGAGAAGCUUCACCAGUUUCUCUUGCACUUUGCACCCCAUUAUUGUAUAGAGCACAAACAAAGUGAGCUCGACAACAAACUUGUUCCAGCAGCUGCUGCACUGCAACCCUCACCAUUCACCGAGCAACAGCAAAUAUCCCCUUCAGUUUGGCAAGCACACGCGCCAACACCCGAUCAGCAGAAACAGGAAGUGCAAACUGCUCAACUGGUGCAGCGUGGAAAAGUAAGUGCACCUCCAGCUAUUCAGCAGAGUGGAGGAAAGGCAGCUUUGACAUGGGACACCAGUGUGGAAGAGGUAGUGCCUGACAAGCAGAAACAGGAAGUGCAAACUGCUCAACUGGUGCAGCGUGGAAAAGUAAGUGCACCUCCAGCUAUUCAGCAGAUUGGAGGAAAGGCAGCUUUGACAUGGGACACCAGUGUGGAAGAGGUAGUGCCUGACAAGCAGAAACAGGAAGUGCAAACUGCUCAACUGGUGCAGCGUGGAAAAGUAAGUGCACCUCCAGCUAUUCAGCAGAUUGGAGGAAAGGCAGCUUUGACAUGGGACACCAGUGUGGAAGAGGUAGUGCCUGACAAGCAGAAACAGGAAGUGCAAACUGCUCAACUGGUGCAAUGUGGAAAAGUAAGUGCACCUCCAGCUAUUCAGCAGAUUGGAGGAAAGGCAGCUUUGACAUGGGACACCAGUGUGGAAGAGGUAGUGCCUGACAAGCAGAAACAGGAAGUGCAAACUGCUCAACUGGUGCAACGUGGAAAAGUAAGUGCACCUCCAGCUAUUCAGCAGAGUGGAGGAAAGGCAGCUUUGACAUGGGACACCAGUGUGGAAGAGGUAGUGCCUGACAAGCAGAAACAGGAAGUGCAAACUGCUCAACUGGUGCAACGUGGAAAAGUAAGUGCACCUCCAGCUAUUCAGCAGAGUGGAGGAAAGGCAGCUUUGACAUGGGACACCAGUGUGGAAGAGGUAGUGCCUGACAAGCAGAAACAGGAAGUGCAAACUGCUCAACUGGUGCAACGUGGAAAAGUAAGUGCACCUCCAGCUAUUCAGCAGAUUGGAGGAAAGGCAGCUUUGACAUGGGACACCAGUGUGGAAGAGGUAGUGCCUGACAAGCAGAAACAGGAAGUGCAAACUGCUCAACUGGUGCAGCGUGGAAAAGUAAGUGCACCUCCAGCUAUUCAGCAGAUUGGAGGAAAGGCAGCUUUGACAUGGGACACCAGUGUGGAAGAGGUAGUGCCUGACAAGCAGAAACAGGAAGUGCAAACUGCUCAACUGGUGCAGCGUGGAAAAGUAAGUGCACCUCCAGCUAUUCAGCAGAUUGGAGGAAAGGCAGCUUUGACAUGGGACACCAGUGUGGAAGAGGUAGUGCCUGACAAGCAGAAACAGGAAGUGCAAACUGCUCAACUGGUGCAACGUGGAAAAGUAAGUGCACCUCCAGCUAUUCAGCAGAUUGGAGGAAAGGCAGCUUUGACAUGGGACACCAGUGUGGAAGAGGUAGUGCCUGACAAGCAGAAACAGGAAGUGCAAACUGCUCAACUGGUGCAACGUGGAAAAGUAAGUGCACCUCCAGCUAUUCAGCAGAGUGGAGGAAAGGCAGCUUUGACAUGGGACACCAGUGUGGAAGAGGUAGUGCCUGACAAGCAGAAACAGGAAGUGCAAACUGCUCAACUGGUGCAACGUGGAAAAGUAAGUGCACCUCCAGCUAUUCAGCAGAGUGGAGGAAAGGCAGCUUUGACAUGGGACACCAGUGUGGAAGAGGUAGUGCCUGACAAGCAGAAACAGGAAGUGCAAACUGCUCAACUGGUGCAACGUGGAAAAGUAAGUGCACCUCCAGCUAUUCAGCAGAGUGGAGGAAAGGCAGCUUUGACAUGGGACACCAGUGUGGAAGAGGUAGUGCCUGACAAGCAGAAACAGGAAGUGCAAACUGCUCAACUGGUGCAAUGUGGAAAAGUAAGUGCACCUCCAGCUAUUCAGCAGAGUGGAGGAAAGGCAGCUUUGACAUGGGACACCAGUGUGGAAGAGGUAGUGCCUGACAAGCAGAAACAGGAAGUGCAAACUGCUCAACUGGUGCAAUGUGGAAAAGUAAGUGCACCUCCAGCUAUUCAGCAGAGUGGAGGAAAGGCAGCUUUGACAUGGGACACCAGUGUGGAAGAGGUAGUGCCUGACAAGCAGAAACAGGAAGUGCAAACUGCUCAACUGGUGCAAUGUGGAAAAGUAAGUGCACCUCCAGCUAUUCAGCAGAUUGGAGGAAAGGCAGCUUUGACAUGGGACACCAGUGUGGAAGAGGUAGUGCCUGACAAGCAGAAACAGGAAGUGCAAACUGCUCAACUGGUGCAACGUGGAAAAGUAAGUGCACCUCCAGCUAUUCAGCAGAGUGGAGGAAAGGCAGCUUUGACAUGGGACACCAGUGUGGAAGAGGUAGUGCCUGACAAGCAGAAACAGGAAGUGCAAACUGCUCAACUGGUGCAACGUGGAAAAGUAAGUGCACCUCCAGCUAUUCAGCAGAGUGAAAAAGGGGCUAUCGACAGAAAAGAAAAGAACGUUCAUAUGAAGAAUUUUAUGCAGGCGAUUCACACUGAAGGCGAGCCCGUUCAUAGGAGAAGAGAUGAUGAAAGACUGGGGUUGCAACCAUUACAGAGAAAGAAAGGUUUCCAAUCCAUCCCAACCAAUCUUGAAGAGGAAGCAUCCCCAGUACAGGUGAUCGGUGAAGAAUCAAAACGCAAUAGUGGGGAACCGCAACCAGUUGGGGGGCAAGGGGAUUGCUUGGCGCGAGCAGUGCGGGAGGGACAGGAGAAAUUAACACGACUUACGGGGGGUUGGUGUAAAGGACGCAUAGAGAAAACUUCUGCUUUCGGAGAAAAAGAUAGCCCCGUACAAGAAGUUCAGGUAAAGGAGAAUAUCCCGCAAGUAACCUGUGGCUUGAGUGUGUGGCCCACGCCAGAUGCAUUGAAAGUUAGGAGGGAAGGAAUGAGCGUCUUGAAAUUGUCACAGCGGCUGGAGCUUCGCCCCGCUCGGCAGGAACCACGGCGGCAGGAAGAGUUGAUAUGGCCCAUGAAGGGAGGAUGGCAAGGAUCUUCGGGUUCAGUAAGUGAUGGGAAUGAAGGAUUGUUAUUGCCGAUGGGAUCGCGGUCUGUGGAUACAGAUGACGUAUGGGAAGAGCGCGUUAAAUUAUCUGACGGAACGUUCGGCCGGAAGGUGAACAACAAAAUUCAGGUAAACGUCCGGGCGUGUCGUAACAUGCCAGCGGCAACGCAAAAAAAACAUAUGCUGUCUAUUCAGAUCAGCACAUCUUCUACGGAGGCGCAAACAUGGUUGGUACCUCUGACCCUCAAUCCCAUCUUCCCCCAUCAAACAAUUUUACUGGACGAACCAGAAGAUGACACGGUCAACGUUACAGCGAUAGUAAAAACUGAAGAUGAUCGCAUGAAGCGACUGGGGGAAGCAGUUGUUUCGCUGCGCUAUUUGCAUGUGUUAGAUUCGUAUACCCGCUGGAUUUCGCUGAUAUGUAAUGUAGGCACAAGCGAUGCUUUCGAAUGUGGUGACGUUUGCAUUACUUUCCGUCGCGGUACAGAAGAAGGACCCAAUGGUGUCGUCUCAAUUAAUGGAAAGCAAUGCGAACAGCAGCAACUGCAGUGGGGGGAAGCCGAAAGGACACAAGAAGAGGAGAAACUGCGGCGUUAUGUCCGUGAUGUGCUUGUAUCCGCGGGGAAUGCAAACCUCCACUUGUUGGAGUGGUUAGUAGGGAACUGCUACCGUAAAACACCAGGGGAAAUAGAUGCGUUUAUUAGGCGGUAUAGGAAAGAUGAUACAAUAAUGCUAACUGUGUUUGAGGUGUGCGGACUUAGAACGGAAGUCGGGGUCCCACUACUGCGUCCGGUGCCUUGCCACGUUUUGGUUGAAACAAGCAGAGGAUCGUGUACAACAUCCCCCGUAAACCUUCAAGGACAAGCAGCUCCGCUGAACAUGGUGUUUCACCUGGUAAUAGGGGUGAACGAACCCAUUCGUCUCAUCGUAUUUACCGGCGACACCGCGGUUGGUGAAACGGUUAUUACCACUGCCCAAGAUGGCACGCGCACUCGCGUGUUGGUUUCGCGGGCCGGCACGGAGGAAGCGGUACCUUGUGGUACGAUCACUGUAGGUACGAGGCGCGGUAGCGUAUCUGAAUUGACUGAAAGCCCCAAACCACUUCGAGUGGAAGUAAAUGAAGAGAACAGCAAGCGCAUGGCGUACCUACACCACAUAUUAUGGAUGAACGCCCGAAGCUCACUUCACAAGCUGGAUGUAAUUGCCGCUUCCCCACUGGAGUCGGGCCGUCUACUGGAAAAGUUUGGACCGACAGCGAAGUGGUACGAUCUUCGAGUUUCCUUGAGGCACUGGAGGCCCACAUCUGCUGCGUGGGAUAGCCCAAUAGUUGACAAUACACUUGGCACUCACAAGAGAGAAAAAGACGGCGAUGAGUUGCUGCAACAUGUACAAACGGUAUACCGCAGGGUAUUCGCUGUGGUUCACAUUGGGUUGCAGUACCAUAAAACUUUUGAGGUCCGUACCGACUGUGCUGGUGAAGUGCACUUCAAUGAAACCUUCACUUUCAGUGGUGUUUGCCCUCGGCGGGAUGAGGUUUUUGUGUCUGUCAUCGGGAAGGGUCUCACUGGCACCGAGGAUCAUGAUCUGGGAGUAACCGUCCUUUCCAUGAAAUCACUGAAGUUACAACAGCGAACCCACAUGACUGUUCCGUUGGUGCGCCAAGCGGGAACUCGUGGUGCUCGCUUCCAAGGAUCACUGUACUUGGAACUGUUUGCGGUUAACUUUGACGGUGUUGCCGCUAACGACUACGAGGCAGAAAUGUGUCGGCCUUCUAUUCGGAGCAUUCUUUACCACCACGCACCUAGAGAGUUGCAUAAGGCAGAGUGCUUCCUUGGUAGCUACGCAAGCCGUGAAAAGGACUGCCUACGAGAGCUACGAAAAACCUAUGGGCCGGACAUUCUCAAACUACCCAUGGCGAUACGGCUAAUGAGCCUGAACCAACUGACACCUUAUCCUAACAGUUACUUGAAAGUGUACCUCAAUGAUACCCCAGUGAUACGCACUGAGAAGCUAUCCACCGAUGAUCCUAUUUUAUUCGACCCAGAAGACAGCAAAAGUAGGGCAAGGGUACUCGUUGAUGAUGUCUAUGACGUUAGGUUACGGUUCAAGGUGAAGCAAACGCGAUUUUUACUAACAAAGACUCUUUGCACGGGUGAUUUUUCCUUACGAGGUAUGGUGGUAUCGCAGGAGGGCGUAUACUGGAUCCCUUUGGUUGACAGUGAGGGUGUGAGUGUCGGGAAUCUCUGUGUUGAACUGAAGUCAAGUGCUUUUGUCUACAAUGAUACUGUGAAAAGGGCUAAAGAUUUUGUGGAGGACGACGUCGUGUCGUUAAUUCGGAGGUACAGACCGUCUAAGGUGCCCAUCAUGCAUAUGAUAAUGGAAAAAGUCUCAAAUCGGGAGGCAGCCCACUCCGAAAUCAGAAGGGAGGUCGUUACCGAACCGGUUGCAGCUACAGUGUUUAUAUCUGUAGAACUCCUUUCCAUUCAUCGUGUGUUUUUCGAGCAAACCGAGGAAGACGAUCAGCAGGUGUGGCCAGAAGGUGAGACGGAAUAUGUUGUGACAGCAAAAUACGGUGGCGAUGAAAGUAGUACUACAACCAAAAACUUCACACCACAAGGGAACAGCAGCACCAUUCGCCUAGACGUGCGCACCUUUCGCGAACGGAAAGCACACAAGCUCAUCAUCACUGUCCGACGUCAGCGCACCCUUCCACCGCCUUGCCCUGCGAAAUCGUCGGAAGCGCAGAACGGCAAGAUUCCGCGUUUUGGUCCAUUUUGUAAAGCCACCCCUGUUGUGUCGAAGCAAAGGCCGCGUGUUAUAAUGCCCCAGCCUCCCUCCCUUUUACAUGAACCUGAAUAUGUAGGUUGCGCAGUCAUCUCUCUCCGUGCGCUUUUCACCCCUUUGCUCUACAGCACCGGGGAGCUCGUGACGGUACCGCUGCUUUACCUUCCACCGAACGCGAAUGGAGGGCCGGUUGUACCGGACGGCCGGGACCAUACCGGCAGUGGUGUACAUUCUGAAGGGGAAGUUGUCGGAAACAUUGCGUUCAGGGUGCGCCUUCCAGCGUAUGAGCAGAUCCCUUCAUGGUUGCAAUUCGACGCCACAACCCUCGAAAAAGAAAUUAAGCUGGACCGAGCGGCCAUUCGAUACUAUGAGGAGCGCAUUCGCAAUAUUUUAGCUGAGCACAAAUCACACUGUUUGUGGAAUAUGCACUACAGAUUGUAUGAAAAAUACGUUGCCAGUGGCCACUGGCAUCGACUGCUGCGUGGCUGGAGAAAUGCGUUGCUGCGGCAAUUCCCCUCAGCAAAUAACAGCAACGACGUUCCAACAUCUUCCAUGUGGUACGCCCCCUCGACAGCAUCCGAUCGCGACUUGAGGAGCGAUAAUAUGAACAGCAUCUUGGAAAGACUGAAAGGAGAGUUUAGCAGUGACGACAGUUUGAUGGGCGAUGUCGCGGAAACAGAAAUGGCAGGGGGAGAAAACUCGAUAGAAACAGGAAGCGGGAGCGAAAGCGAAAGUGACUAA
This is a messenger RNA of Trypanosoma brucei brucei TREU927, 8472 nucleotides long. RefSeq lists its product as hypothetical. The record is from RefSeq and is a predicted model, not a curated record. NCBI's taxonomy places the organism in Eukaryota, Euglenozoa, Kinetoplastea, Trypanosomatida, Trypanosomatidae. The transcript has a single exon. Bases 1 to 8472 code for a protein of 2823 amino acids.